AUGCUUAUCAAGUCCCUUCUCCUUGCCGCGCUUUUGAGCGCUGAAUGCAUGGCCCUUGGUCGGAAGGUACCUUCAAACGUGAAGGAUCUGUAUAAUUAUGCCAAAAACCACCGAUGCCGCAAGCCUUUAAGCAGUUCAUUCCAGGACGGCCACGGAAGGAAGGGCUUCGUCUACUGCGGUGAUCGCUUAGACUCGCAGGGAAUAAUAUAUAUCACAGGGCCCUCGAAUUCAAGGGGUCUUGCAGACAUGGAUGUGGACUGUGACGGCGCCAAUAGAUCCGCCGGUGAUUGCAAAAACGAUCCCUCGGGACAGGAUCAAACUGCAUUCAAGGAUGAAGUAAAGAAAUAUGGUAUUCCUGAUCUCGAUUCAAAUAAACAUGGAUACGUCGUUCUCGGAAAUGAGGGAUCUUCACCAAGCUUCAAUCCGGCAAAGUACGGCAUUAAGCCGUUGAGCGUGGUGGCUGUGUUCUAUGGCGUUUGGGGUGAUACCAACGGUGGUACUCUGGUUGGAGAGACUUCAGUAUCUCUUGCGCAGGCUUGCUUCCCUAAGGAGGGUCUUAAUGGAGACAAUGGCCACGAGAAGCACGACGUCCUCUAUAUCGCAUUUAAAGGAAACGCGGCCAAGCCUGGCGCUAAGGGAGCAAAUUGGAAGGCAAAGAACUUUGCCGGCUUUGAGAAAUCUCUGGAGCAUAUUGGUAAUAAACUAGUGAAGAAGGUUUCUGCAUAA
Molecule: messenger RNA, 726 nt
Organism: Coccidioides posadasii C735 delta SOWgp
Lineage: Eukaryota; Fungi; Ascomycota; Eurotiomycetes; Onygenales; Onygenaceae
Source: RefSeq, a predicted model, not a curated record